CGUACAUAAGAUACCCAGCCAGCCAACUCCUAUUUUCCCGUUAUUCCUUCCCUCCCUGUAACCGUAACCGGAAAAGUAAUAUAAAAUAAUAAAAAUGGCGGCGGCGUCUCCGAAGGUGAACUGGCAAUGGGAGAACGCUGUUGCGGGAUCUGCCGCCGGUCUUGCCACCGUCAUCUUUUCACAUCCACUCGACGUCGUCCGUACCAGAUUCCAAGUCAACGAUGGUCAAAGUCAUCAUCUCCCAAACUACAAGAACACUCCUCAGGCUCUCUUCACUAUUGCUCGAUCAGAGGGACUCAGAGGGCUUUAUGCUGGAUUUUAUCCUGCUGUGCUUGGCUCGACUAUCUCUUGGGGUUUAUACUUUUACUUUUAUAGCAAAGCUAAACAAAGGUAUUUGAGCAAUAGAAACGAGCUGACCCCAGGUCUUCACCUUGCUUCAGCUGCAGAAGCAGGAGGUUUGGUGUGUCUUAUUACCAAUCCUGUUUGGCUUGUUAAAACAAGAUUACAACUUCAGACUCCUGGGCAUCAGUCUCGGCCAUAUUCUGGUUUCCAUGAUGCAUUAAAAACUGUAGUGAAAGAUGAAGGAUGGAAGGCAUUAUACAAAGGGCUUGUACCUGGUCUUUAUCUGCAAGUAACUCAUGGAGCUAUUCAGUUUACAGCAUAUGAGGAGCUUCGUAAAGUUCUAGUCAACUUCAGGUCUGAACGAAGCGUGUUGAUUUCUGGUGGUGCUGAGCUCUUGACGACAAUUGAUUAUGCAACUUUAGGAGCUUCUUCUAAAUUGGCUGCCAUUCUGGUGACAUAUCCAUUCCAGGUUAUUCGUGCUCGCUUGCAGCAACGACCGGGUAUUGAUGGAGUUCCAAGAUAUAUGGAUAGCUGGCAUGCCAUGAAGAAAACUGCUCGGUUGGAAGGUCUCCGUGGUUUUUACAAAGGCAUAACUGCAAAUCUUGUGAAAAACCUUCCUUCUGCUUCACUGACUUUCGUUGUGUAUGAGACUAUUCUUAACACACUACAGUUAAGAAGGGUGAAGGAGUGACACAUCUCUAGCCCUCUAUAGAUCACAUUUGCUUCAAAGGAUAGUGUUUUAUUUGUGAAAAUUGUAAAUGGAAACGUUGAGAAAUGUUAUAUGUAUGAUAUCACAAGAAUACAUAAAAGACACAACUUUAGAGCCUAAUUAAGCUAGUUUUUGAAAGAAAGACAAGAUUUGAUCAGAAA
Molecule: messenger RNA, 1212 nt
Organism: Erigeron canadensis
Lineage: Eukaryota; Viridiplantae; Streptophyta; Magnoliopsida; Asterales; Asteraceae
Product: folate transporter 1, chloroplastic-like
Exons: 11
Coding region: 95-1033 (312 amino acids)
Biological process (GO): folate import into mitochondrion; nucleotide transport
Molecular function (GO): FAD transmembrane transporter activity; folic acid transmembrane transporter activity
Source: RefSeq, a predicted model, not a curated record